AGAGAAGGACUAGGGCAGGCUACGGGCGAGGGGCUGGGAUUGUGACAUAUAAGGUUGCUAUAGGGCCACCGACCCAGCCCUCCCCUGCCCCAAUUGGAGCACAGCGAGGGCGGGGGUUUCCACCCCUUUCUCUCCCCACCCAGCCUGGCCUCUUGUCACUCACCCAGAGAAUGAGGCUGUCGCACAGCGGCUGGUCGUUCGGUUUCCCUUCCAUGGCGACGGCGGCGAUUUCCCUUUCAGCAGCAGCAACAGCAGCGCCGCCGCGCUCUUCUGCGGAACGUACAAUACACCAACCUCACUUACUCCCAGAACAAUGCGCAGGUUACGUGUCACCCGCCGCUUGUGUCACCUUAACAUUAACACCCAUCUCUACAUCUGCCUCGUCCCCCGAGGGUCGUCUUUGGUGUUUGACGCAAGACCUGGCCAAUCGUGAGGAAUCUCUUAGACAGCGGCACCAACGUUACGACAGUGAAUUGAGCUGCCCAAUCUGCCUCCAGACUGCUACAUGCCCAGUAGAAACCAACUGUGGACAUUUAUUUUGUGGUUCCUGUCUGAUUGAAUACUGGAAACAUGGAUCCUGGCUGGAGGCAAUCAGCUGCCCACUCUGCAGACAGAAAGUCAUUCUUCUGUACAAUGUCUCUUGUGAAAAUCAGCCUGACAAACUGAGCCAACGAACUGUAUACAAUAUCAAAGAUUACAACAAACGCUUCUCAGGACAGCCUCGGCCUCUUACAGAUUAUCUUUAUGACAUGCCACUUCUUUUCAACCUUGCCAUACAAAGAAUCUUCACACUGGGUGGCCUUGUGUGGAUCUUCUUCCUCAGAGUUGUCAUCUGCUGUUUUGGAACCAUCAUGUGCGUAACCUCUCCAUUUGAUGGGAUGCCGGAACCUCUUUGUGGAAUUCUGGGUGUGUUUGACGACCUAGUUGUUGUGUUCCUACUUUUAAUUUGUAUGAUAAACAUUUGCUCUCAAAUGGAUUCAGGAGGAGUAAAUAUGGCAAACUCUACAACACAAAACAUUCUGUUAGAAUCAUAAUGGCCUGAAGCACUGAUUCUUCUCAAACGUAAAAGUGAGCAGACCAUGACGUCCUUUCUUGAUCUCUGGAAGCAAUACAGAAUGCCGUUAGCUUUGAAGAAUGCUAAGGAUUGACACACUGCACUGGAGUUUACAGAAGAGCAACAGAGAAUAUGCUGGGUGGAGGUUCUAAUGUUAAUUAUGGGCUAACACCCAAAUAUGUCCACAAGUCUCUAGAAAUGCACUGCUGCUCUUCUAAGAAGACAAUUUCACAUCUGUGGUAAUUACAUUAACUUCUGGGAGGCAUGAUAGCCAAGAUCUUAUUCAACUGUUUCAUAGCUCAACAGCUCAGAUACGGCUAGCAAACGUUAAGUACAAUUAAACUUGAACUUGCAACUUUUAUUAUUGUAGCAUCAUCAAAAUGACUUAUACUCUUUGCAUAUACAUGAAUAAAAACCUAAAAGAAAAGAUGUACAUGUGUGUUUGGCACACACAGAAAAAAAGUUGUCUGCUUAGGUGGGCUGGAGGAUUGAGCAGCUUACUGAACUAAGAUAAGACUUUAUGAUGCACAGUAUUAUACAGUCACAAGAGUGGCUGUAUACUAUAGCCAGCACAGAUUUUUCACAUUCCGCAAUGUUAAAUUUAAAAUACCCCCUUAUGUCAUACUGCUGCUUCCCAUAAGCUCAUUUCAAAACAAAACCUUACAAAACAUAUAGUCCUGAAGUCAGAAACGCUUGCUUAACAACCCUCUACAGUUUCAUGGUGAUACACAAAACAGAGAGAAUUGAGAGUUAAAGUGUAAAAAGAGAGAAAAAAAUUCAGACCCUUGUUGGACUUUUUUCUGUCAGAGUUCUCAUAAUUUGUUGAAUUAAAAACCAGCUGUGUUCACAGAGUACCUGUAACCCUACUACUGACCUUGCCCCAUACUCUGACCUUUAUCUUCUGCAGUUUAGAAGUUAAAAAAAAAAUGCCCGGCUGAUAUUAAGAAAUUUAGCAUUUGAGUCAACGAUAGGCAUGGGCAUACUCAGAAAGAACCAACUGUCAGUGUUCUAAAAACCAGACUCACAGCUGUUUGGUUUAGCUAAUCAGGGCCACACCCACACCAGACCUUUACUUCACUUUAGACACUCAUAGCUUCCCCCAAAGAAUCCUGGGAAGUGUAGUUCGCGAAGGGUGUUGAGAAUUGUUAGAAGACUCCUAUUCCCCUGACAGAGCGCCAACGCACAAAGUGGUUUAACAGUCAGCUGCUCUGAACGAAGCUCUGUGAGGGGAACAAGGUGUCCCCUAGCAACUCUUAGCACCUUUCACUAACUACACUUCCCAGGAUACUUUGGGAGAUGUCAUGACUGCCUAAAGUGUAAUAAAGGUCUGGUGUGGAUGUGGCCAGGCACAGCUUUGGUUUAAAUUUGGGUGGGAGACUACAUGUGCCUGCUGUAGAAUAAAAACACUCGGGGAAAUGCUGAAAAACAAUGAUAUUGUUCGCAAUAUUUUCCUUUUGGAAAGGAAAGGGGCUUUCCCUUUUCUCAGUACCCACCCAAUCUCCUCCCCUCCCCCUUCCCCCCUCCCUGCUCCUUCCCCAGGCAGUUUCACCUUUCCCAAGCAUGAUUGCACAGGAGAAAAUCCCACUGAACUCAAAACACAUGCAAAUGAUCAAACCUGCCCUCCUCCUCCCUGCCCUCUUGCCCCUUCCCUUGCCCCUCCUCCCCCAUCCCCUUCUUCCCCCUCCUCCCCCCUUAUGGUCAGUUUUACCUAUCCUAGUCAUGAUUGCACGGGUAUAAAUCCCAUUGAACUCAAUAAGCAUGCAAAUGAUAAGUCCUGGCUUUCCCCUCCUUCCCCUUUCCUCUUCCUUCAUCCUUCCUUCUUCCUCCCCUCCCCUCUUCCUUCUUCCUCCUGCCCUGCCCUGCCCUUAUCAGCCCUCCCUCUCCCAUGGCCAGUUUUACCUAUCCUAAGCAUGAUUGCAUGGGAGUAAAUCCCACUGAACUCACUAAGCAUGCAAAUUAUCAAACCUUCCCUCCUCCUCCCCUCCCCAUCCUGUCUGCCCCCUCCCCUUCCUCCCCCUCCCCAUCCCCCAUAGUCAGUUUCACCUAUCCUAAGCAAUGCCAUUGAACUCAAUAAGUAUGCAAAUGAUCAAUCCAUGCUCAGCAAACUUGCACAGGAUUCCACUUCUUACCUCCCUGAUUAAAAAAAUGAGAAAUUCACUAAUAGGAAAAAAUACCCUUGAGGUUUAAGAAUGUAAGAAUGUAUCUAUAGCCAACAGAUAUUUCUAUCAAACUUUAAAAAGCAGGGACAUAGUAAAUGCACCAGGAGAGCAAGAGACCUGACCUCCUCUCUGUACUGCCCUACAAAUUUGUAAAAAUGGAAACACCAUUUGGGUUGGUCUACACAGGAAGUGGAUUGGACUGUGAAAGACCAACCCAAAUUGUGUUUGCAUUUUGACAAAUUUGUAGGGCAGUAUAAAAUCUCAGAGAGGAGGUCAGGUCUCCUACUCCCCUGGUGCCUUCACUAUAGCUGCCCAAUUUCCCUGCUUUUUAAAAUUUGAUAGAAAUAUCGGUUGGCUAUAGGUACGUUCUUAAACUGCAAGGUUUUUUUUUUGCUUAUUAGUGAAUUAGAAAUGCAUGUAUAAGGAUUGCGAUUUGGGUAUGUUAGCCAAUAGUUGCAAGUGUCAUAAUACUGCCCAGAGUUACUAUAAUAAUUUUUAAAAAAUCAACACCCCAAAAAUGGAUACGAGGGAAUUAGAUAGAUUAGAAAAGUAACCUUAGAACACUAUUAUCUGAUUCUUUUGAACAUAAAUACGAUCUUUUAAAAUCAGCUCCUCAUGUUGAGCCUCACGGUUGCAAUUGUUUUGGUUUCAUUGUUUGCAAGCUUUGUGGUACUGUAUGCUGUUUCAUAUACAUCCGUAUAGUAACUUAAGACAAACCAAUGGCAAACUUAUGAUAUCUGAUAUAAGCACAAAUAUCUUAAGAAGCAUGGGACUAUAUAAACAAGAAGGAAUUACCAGAAAGAUCACUUUCUCUCAGAUAUCCCUACCCAAACCUUAAGAUCCUCUUCAGAGACUCUGCCCCCACCAAGUGAAUUUAGGUGGGUGCGGUGCCUAGCAAGGCAAGGGCUGUUUUGGUACCGACACUUCAGGAAUAGCCUCCCCAGAGACUCAUCUGGUGCCUUCUUCUAUGGUCUUUUUCCCCCAGUGCAGUUAACAGUUAAAUCUGGGUGAAUAAAGAGAUUAUUCAGCCAGAAUUUUAACCUAUGUUUUAUGCAAGGACAUUUUUUUUUGCUGUCCUUUAGUUUUAUUUUUUAAAUUAAGAUUAAAAAUAUUGUGUUUUUAAUAUUCCGCUGUAAUAUUUUGCUGUAAGGUAAUAUUUAUUGAUGG
This is a messenger RNA of Rhineura floridana, 4380 nucleotides long. Its product is annotated as E3 ubiquitin-protein ligase RNF170-like. The coding region runs from base 171 to 1034 and encodes 287 amino acids. NCBI's taxonomy places the organism in Eukaryota, Metazoa, Chordata, Lepidosauria, Squamata, Rhineuridae. The transcript is spliced from 5 exons. The record is from RefSeq and is a predicted model, not a curated record. Gene Ontology annotation, molecular function: metal ion binding; ubiquitin protein ligase activity.